CUAAUGUAUAAAAGUGUCGAAAGUGCAAGCAACGUGAACAAACGUAUCAUUAAAAAGUACAUGAAAAAAGUAAACGAAUUUGCUAUAAGAUCACCGGUCAAAACUUAGUUGUUCACUUUUGUCAUUUUUACUACGGUUUGUUAUUAUACAAUUGACUCCUACUUGUCGCGUUUCUAAAUGCAUCGAAACUGAUUUCCCUCCCCCCUUUUGACACACGUAGCGUGUACGUUCGUCUUUUGUCGUACGUAAUAUUGCUUGUACAAAGCUUUCUUCUUUUUUUUCUUCUUUUAUUACAUGUUGUCAUCGAUUUUCACAACUUUUUCGGAAAUUUGCUUCCCCGUUCGAUCUACACUCCACUUAUAAUAGAAAAUCUGAAAGAGCAGAGUGUAUAUUUGACGGCACGACGGAUGUAGAGACUCGACGCGAGUCUCCUCGUAACAGAUUGUCUGAAAGAUGCAAAUGCAAGAUACCGAAGGCGCCGAUGGUUCACCAUGGAAUAAUUCAAGUGGCUGCGAGGAAGAUCGCAGGCCACUUCAAAAAGAAGGCAAGAAAUCAAAUGUGUUACCGCUAUGGGGCAAUGAGAGGACUAUGAAUUUAAAUCCUUUGAUACUAACCAACAUACAGUCGUCGCACUAUUUCAAGGUGAAUCUGUAUGAACUUAAGACCUAUCAUGAGGUAAUUGACGAGAUCUACUACAAGGUAUCGCAUCUGGAGCCCUGGGAAAAGGGCAGCAGGAAGACUGCGGGUCAGACUGGCAUGUGUGGAGGCCGGUUCAUGCAGGUGCGAGGCGUAGGCGCAGGAGGCAUCGUUUCCACGGCUUAUUGCCUAUUGUAUAAACUCUUCACACUGAGGCUGACCAGAAAGCAAUUGAACGGGCUUAUUAAUCAUCCAGACUCGCCGUAUAUCCGCGCCUUGGGAUUUAUGUACAUUAGAUACACACAGCCGCCGGCAGACUUAUUCAGCUGGUACAGCGACUACUUGGAUGACGACGAAGAGUUGGACGUGAAAGCUGGCGGCGGACAAACCAUGAAGAUGGGCGAUAUCCUCAAGCAGUUCCUUACCAAACUCGAAUGGUUCUCUACAUUAUUCCCACGAAUACCUGUGCCAAUCCAAAAGGAUUUGGAGUUACGGCUGGCGGAGCGUUUCCCACAACAGACGGUGAACGCGCGUAAUGCCAAACCACCAAUCACGCUUAAUAGUUCGCACGGCAAGUACGGCAAUAGUGUAGGAAGUUGCGGUGGGCGAAAGGACAACGGCAACAUGACGGCAACGCGCAAUCAGCAGCAACAUCAACAGCAUCAGCAGCAGCACCAUCAACAGCAGCAGCAACCCCGACACAUUCCCGACAGCGAAGCUCAGUGGGGCGAGGCGGAGCGUACGAGCCACUGGCGUGCCAGAUCCGAUGAGGAUCGUAAGGACAAGCACCGGGAGCGUGAUCGGGAGCGAGAAAGACAACGAGAACGCGAUCGAGACAGAGCUCGCGAACGGGAAAGAGAGAGAGAGAGGCACUGCCGAAGAUCUGACAGUCGCGACAGAAAUAGAAGGCAAAGGGAUUAUAGAAGCCGCAGCAGAGACAAGUUGCAUAGAGAUCGGAGUAGAGAUCGUCAUCGCGACAGAGAUCGACAUCGAGACAGGAGAGGAUCACCGUACGAUUAUGCCGCGGAGUUGGCUCGUGAGCGUGAAAGACAACGAAGAGAAUGAGCAAGACUCACUACAUAUACCGUGUACAUAUACGGACGUAAUUAUUUGUACAAGCGUGUAACUAUGGGAAUUGAGAGCAACAAUGAACUAGAACCGAGCCAUACCACUUUUCAUCAUUAUCAUCAUCGUCAUCGACAGAACGUCAUCGUCAUCAUCACUUUCACCUCCGUGUGUAUAACGUACGCUCUCACUGGAAAACUUACUUUGGGGCGAUGUGUAACCUUAAAUCCGAUUUGUCACGCGAUGUAGUUUACAUGUUUUUAUAAAAUAAAUUCAUCGCCGACA
Molecule: messenger RNA, 1986 nt
Organism: Odontomachus brunneus
Lineage: Eukaryota; Metazoa; Arthropoda; Insecta; Hymenoptera; Formicidae
Product: pre-mRNA-splicing factor 38B-like
Exons: 6
Coding region: 454-1701 (415 amino acids)
Cellular component (GO): precatalytic spliceosome
Source: RefSeq, a predicted model, not a curated record